UCUGAGAUACGUUACGCCACGCGGAUAGAUACACCAAUGUAUCUGAAUCCGGCCCAUAGACUUUAGCCACUUGAUGAUCAAUAAUAAUGAUGUCACCCAACGUUAGCGAUGAUUUCUACCUCUGCUUCUUUCGCAGUACCCGCCUCGUCCGGCCACCCAGGAGUAUCAGUGUGUCACGCAGACAGCAGUAUAUCAUGACUAUUUCAGUAACUGUAUCUGCGCAGUGGACACCUGAUCCCGCCAACAGCUCCUCUUCUCCUGGGAUGUCACCAGGAUACCGGGACGCUCUUUCCUCUGUUCGCUGGCUGUCAUUUGGGGUAACAAAGGAGUCUUCUACCUGUGAUCUCCUUGGUUGGCGGAUACAGAGAUACGGGUAAAUUAUUAUGCGUCUGAUGGGAGCCGGAGGAUUGUCUGCUAUUGGUGGCACAGAGGACUGACAGCGAACAUCACUAGAACAGCUAGCAGGCCGCUGUGGUAUGGCCACUCAGAAUGACAAAGGUAUCAAAACGAAUCUCUGUAUUUGACAUUUUUCCAGAAAGCAACAGAGAUCAGAAUGGGAAUAAUCCAAGCGGAAGUGGAGAGGAAAAUGUGGGGGAAGGCUGCGCCACACUGCCAGUGGAUGAAGCUGGUGUGAUCAUCUCAACCGCUACCGAACGGCGAAAUCAGAAUGUCUUCAAUUGUGAAAGUCUUUGCAAUUCAGAGGAGAAGCUGUCUCUGUGUUCUUUACACCAUGCGUCAAGAAUCCUCGUCGCCAUUUCCAUCAUCGUAUCGAUCGUUGCAAUAUCCUUGUCCAUCCUUCUCCUUGUGCAGUACUUCUACCAUCCAGCGGUCCAGCGAGCCUGUCCGGACUACCUAGAGAGUUGUGUCCCUUCUUUAAACUGUUCUCUUACCGAUGGUGCCAACCCCUGCCCACCAAGCAGGCAGCCAAGCAACCGGACCCUUGUCAGCGAAUACAGGAAUCCAGUGCUGCUGCUGACCGGACAGUCACUGCUGCAGGUGUACAGCGCUCCGGCUGGCCGCUAUUACACCGUGUGUCACCAGGGCUGGAAGACCUCCCAUGGUUGGACGGUGUGCAGAGAGCUGGGCUUCAACAGCAACACAGUAUUGUCUUCUCCGGUGUCACUGAACGCGACAGAUGCCGCCUGCCUACAAUCAUUCGCUGUGGUGAACAAAACUCCCGGAUCUCCCAGUAACCUCGAGACGUUCCUGAGCCCUGUGGAAACGUGCCCAGCUCAGGAGGGGGUGUCACUGCAGUGCACAGAUUGCGGAAGGUCGGCUUCAGAGAUUCAGCGUAUCGUUGGAGGGUCUCCGUCAACCUGGGGACGUUGGCCAUGGGUAGCCAGCCUGCGUUGGGAUGGACGCCAUGUUUGCGGAGGAUCCAUCAUUUCAUCGCAGUGGGUGAUGAGCGCGGCUCACUGCUUUGUCCUGUCUAACUUCUUUACGGUGGGUCGAUGGAAGGUUCACGUCGGCUCUACAUCUCUCAUCCCAUCAACAUCUGUCUCCAUCCGCAGCAUCUACUACAAUGGAUUCUACAACCCUGAAACCAAUGACUUUGAUGUUGCUCUGAUAAAAACCAGCCAGCCUAUGGCCUUCUCUGAGACCCUUCGUCCGGUGUGUCUGCCCAGAGCUCAUCAGGAAUUUCAGGCCACAGGAAACUGCUGGAUCAGUGGCUGGGGACACGUGAGCGAGGGUGGUCAGCUGUCUCCAGUCCUACGGGAGGCCAAGGUCCACUUGAUCAGCAACAGCAUCUGUAAUCAGACGUCUCACUAUCCUGGAAUGAUCAGCGAGAGAAUGUUAUGUGCCGGCUAUCUGGAUGGAAAAGUGGAUUCCUGUCAGGGAGACAGCGGAGGCCCUCUGGUGUGCCAGGAAGGAGGCCUGUGGUGGCAGGUUGGCAUUGUCAGCUGGGGAGAAGGCUGUGGUCGACCCAACCGCCCCGGAGUUUACACUAACCUCACUGUAUUACUAGACUGGGUCUACCAUCGCCUACAGAACGACAAUGAGAUUCCAUGACAAGACGAGAGCUCAUCAGGGAGAAUAAACAUAUUUAUGCUUUUAA
Rana temporaria (common frog) is the source of this 2056-nucleotide messenger RNA. RefSeq names its product transmembrane protease serine 3-like. The transcript has 14 exons. Gene Ontology annotation, molecular function: serine-type endopeptidase activity. The record is from RefSeq and is a predicted model, not a curated record. Lineage: Eukaryota; Metazoa; Chordata; Amphibia; Anura; Ranidae. Bases 490 to 2010 code for a protein of 506 amino acids. Gene Ontology annotation, biological process: proteolysis. Gene Ontology annotation, cellular component: membrane.